AUGGCUGAGCAUGUUGAUGGCGCAUCUCCGAAAGAACAGAUCCUCGAAGCAUGUCGGAGAGACAAUGUCGAAUUGUUUCACGAAGUUCUCAAUGACAUGAAGGACAAAAGCAAGGAACAAAUAGCAGACUUCUUCAACUCCACCACAGACACCAUGGGAAAUCACCUUUUACACGUCUGUGCAAGUUAUGGAGCAUAUGAUGUUAUGGACGAACUACUCAACAUUGAGUUCCUCGAGUGCGAUCCCUUGAACAGAAGGGAAAAAGAGACCCCAAUUCAUUCCGCAGUCAAGUACGCGAACGAGCGAGAAGUGGAACUUGGACAAGCAAUGGCCAAAAUGUUGAUUGACGCCGGAGGUGAUCCUAGAGUCAAAGAUAAACAUGGCAGAAAACCUGCCGAAAUCUGCACACCUAGAACAGAAGAACUUCGCAGCAUACUCAUCAAGGAGGAAUAUAUUCUCAACGAAGGUCUCCAAAACGCCGAUGUACACCCAGAUGAGACAGACGAUGGAGAUGCUGGGCCGCCGUCAGAUUCGGAAUGA
This is a messenger RNA of Fonsecaea nubica, 540 nucleotides long. RefSeq lists its product as hypothetical. NCBI's taxonomy places the organism in Eukaryota, Fungi, Ascomycota, Eurotiomycetes, Chaetothyriales, Herpotrichiellaceae. The transcript is spliced from 3 exons. Gene Ontology annotation, molecular function: protein binding. The record is from RefSeq and is a predicted model, not a curated record. The coding region runs from base 1 to 540 and encodes 179 amino acids.